This is a messenger RNA of Physcomitrium patens, 3381 nucleotides long. RefSeq names its product protein NRT1/ PTR FAMILY 3.1. Lineage: Eukaryota; Viridiplantae; Streptophyta; Bryopsida; Funariales; Funariaceae. Gene Ontology annotation, biological process: transmembrane transport; oligopeptide transport. Gene Ontology annotation, cellular component: membrane. Gene Ontology annotation, molecular function: transmembrane transporter activity. The record is from RefSeq and is a predicted model, not a curated record.
UCUUUAUUGUUGAUCAUCAGCAGUAUUUGAAAUUCGCAGAGCAAUUGGUAGGCUCGGCGGGAUAUAUCAUUCGAGCAUUAAACUACAGUAUGUUAUAGAGGUCUGGGAUUGAUCACCGAUAGAAGCUAUUGUUGAUGCUCAAAACAACUGGGUGCAGUUGAGAGUCCCUCGUUCCAUUUACAGUGACUCCUAUCCAGUCAGGCAGUCCACAUUGACCACGUUGAGUUCCCUUAUCACAAGAAUAUCAACUUCCGACCUCCUUCACGUUUCCAUCCUGACCCAUUAUAAGGAGUCAUGAUCCAAGAUUUCAGAGAGUGUAGGUCCUGCAACAUCACUAGGUGAGCUCCAAGGGACUAAUUUACUGCGCACCUGCACCCUCUGAGUCUGCAGCAUUUAGGCCUUCCAAAGUAAGUGCAAAGUUGAUGGUGCCUGUCCUGUGGCUCCUCGUCUGUAGCUCCAUGUCGUUCAACUUGACGUCCACCUUGAUAGGCUCCCAAGCACAGACACUUUGAAGAAGUAGAUGAAGCCUUGCGUGAUCGUCCGUCUUUGAAGAGUGGUCACUCUGUCAGCUUUCUCAUCAAGGGUUGUAGCACUUCACUUCAUUACCUUUAAUCGCGGCUACGCGCUUGAACCAGAAUGCUUCAUUCAAAUAUUCAAAAGCAUUGGUUAAAAAAGUCUAUCACUCCAGUUCAACUCAUGGUUCUGAAAGAAUAGGGUCAGUCUCUCACUCUCCACUGAGGUUGAUGGCAACAAUUGUUUCUGUAAAUCAUACUGCAAUCUGCAUACAUGACAGGAAAGGCACAGAUUUAUCCACGCUCUUUCAGGUCUGCAGCAACUGCAUUAAUGAAACAGUGAUGCUAUUAACGUGGAAAUUUCUCUAUUUUAUGAAGCUGAGAUAGCUUUACAGUGACCUUGGUCAAUGAGUUAGGAAGACAAGGAGCUUAAUUCCUGCAAAACAAUUUCUAUCACGUAGGCAUUGGAGCUUUCCAGUGGGCAUGGUGUUUGUGAGCUGGUGAUUGGCAACAUGGCUGACUCUUGUUGGGGAAGUCGGCUUCGUUCUUUGCUCCAUCGUCAAGGCUUUCAGGUCGAAGAGCAUAUUUCAUCAAUCGAUCCGGUUAGCGACUCUGGCUCUGGUAGCACAAAUGAGAUCACAUGUGGAGGAAACGCAGAAAAAGCCAAUCUUGCCACCCAAGAAAUGAGAUGGGUGAGAGGCUGGCAGGGUUUGGGUUAUCAAUGAACCUGAUCACAUUCCUCACUUUAGAGAUGCACAUGCCGACAGUCAAAGCUGCAAACAUCAUCACCAAUUUCGGAGGAACCUGUGGCCUGACCCCACUUGUGGGAGCAUUCAUUGCAGACGCCUAUCUGGGGCGUUUCAAGACCAUCGCCAUAACCUCGAUUAUAUACAUGCUGGGUGUUGUACUCUUGACGUUAUCUGCAGCGUUUUCCUCUCUCCGACCACCUUCAUGCAAUUACCAUAUGGGAGUCUCUAGUCUAAUCUGCAAAGAGCCUUCAUCAAAGCAACUGUGGUAUUUUUUCAGUUCUCUCUUCUUGUUGGCAGUAGGAACAGGUGGUAUUAGACCGAACACAGCCCCAUUCGGAGCGGACCAAUUCGACCCGUCUCAUCCUAAAGAGAAAAACCAACUUUGGCAUUUCUUCAACUGGUAUUACUUCUGCGUUGGUAUAUCAAUUCUUGGAGCACUUACCGUAAUAGUUUGGGUACAGGACAAUGUGGGAUGGACAUGGGGCUUUGGGAUUCCAGCAGGCGCAAUGGCAAUUGCUUUGUUGAGUUUCUUCAUUGGAGCACCAUUCUUUCGGUACAUGCCUCCUGUUGGCAGCCCCUUCACCCGCAUUGCACAGGUCAUUGUGGCUUCAUAUCGCAAGCGAAAACUCUCAUUGCCAAGCGACACUUCACUGCUUCACAGAAGGAAUGACAAAGGUGAACUCAUCAACUAUCCAGCCGUUAUCGAGCUCCAUCACAGCAAUCAAUUCACAUUACUAGAUAAGGCUGCCAUCGUGGAGGAAGACAACAACAUGAGCUCACAUGCAAGCCGAUGGCGCCUCUGCACAGUCCAUCAAAUUGAGGAGUUGAAGUCGCUUCUGCGCAUGGCGCCAAUCUGGAUGACCACCAUCCUCGUCUCCACAGUCAUAGUGCAGCAGGGGACCUUCUCAGUGCAGCAAGCCCGCACCAUGAAUAGGUGGAUGGGAUAUAACUUCCAGAUGCCAGCCGCCUCGUUCGGAGUGUUCGGCAUCCUUAUGCUCCUCACAUGGGUCCCCAUUUACGAUCUAUAUGUCAUGGGCUGGCUCAAAAAGGUCACUGGCAAUGAGAGAGGCGUGACGCCCCUCCAGCGCAUUGGCGCUGGCCUCUUCAUCGCCAUUCUGUCCAUGGUGGCUGCAGCGGCAGUGGAAGUCAAACGUCGAAAUGUAGCGCACCGACAUGGUCUCCUUGACAGACCAGAUCUUACAGUCCCCAUCUCUGCGUUCUGGUUGGUCCCUCAGCAUUGCCUCUUCGGCCUCGCAGAAUCGUUUGUAUUCAUCGGAGAGCUGGAGUUCUUCUACGACCAGUCUCCUGAGAGCAUGCGCAGCACUGGUACCGCUCUGUUCUGGAGCACCUUCGCACUUGGCAACUACGUAAGCACGGCCUUGGUGACUCUCAUCGAUCACAACACGAAUUGGCUAGAAAACAACCUGAACCGGGCUCAUCUCGACCACUUCUACUGGUUUCUAGCCGUUCUGAGUACUGUCAAUCUACUGUUCUUCCUCUUGUCUGCGCACUGGUUCCGAUACCGCAACGAGGGAUUAGACCCUGACCUGGAUAUUCAUCUCGAAACCUCAGCGGCGUUGAAACCCAACUAGACACACUAGACUUGAUUUCUCAAUAAUGGUGUACACACGAUGUUUUCGUUCAAAAUUUCUGACACAAGGAACACAUAACUACGCAUAUUUCGACACUCACGGACAAGUCCAAUUCCGCCGCAGGUACUGGUUGCCAGGAUGUUAGUUACAAAACCCUGACACAGGAAAAAUUAAACUAAUUUUUUAGCCGUGGAGGGAGAGGAAACCUACAAUUUUUGAACACUUCCUGAAACAAAAUUAGACUUCCAAGAAGAAUUAGAAAAGCAUUCUUUUGAGUAUUUUUCAAGGUGUAUGUUAUCUACAAGCUAUUGUGUUGUCGGAAAACUUCUUCGUUGCUCCGUCACUGGUGAGCCAAGAAAACGCACAGAAAUGCAGCAGAAGGCGAAGUUGAUAACAGUCGUGCCUCUGUGACUCUGAUGCACAACAGUUCUGCUGAAGUGCAUGUGUCUGUAAGGGUUUUCUUAUUCUUCUGAACUUCAUUUGUAGAUGUUCCUUUGGUUAUUGUAUUUUUGGUUGCUUCUUUGUUAA